AUUCCAGCCAGAGGAAAGAGCCAGAGAAUUCGAAACCCCAACAGUUGUUCCUGUUCACAGUCACUUCUUUGAUCACUUCUGCAAAAACAUCUCCAGGUUUGUCUCCAACACAGACUGCUAAGGUAGCGCAAAAAAUCUUUUUAGAGUCCUGGGACUGCCUGCAGAAGAGUUCAGAAGUGUCCCACAUCUGAACUCACCAUGAAAGCAGGCUUCUUCUUCUUUUCCAUCCUCCUCAGCAUACUUGCUCAGCUCUCUCAGGCCCAGUACCACUACCAGAGCCUGAUGAACUACCUGGAUAGUCGAAUGGCUGCUUUGGAGGAACGCAUUGCCUUAUGGCAUGAGCAGAACAACCGUUACAGUAAUGACUUGAAGAAAUUCAGGAAUCAGGCUGCAGAUCUGCUGGAGAAACUGGAGAAGGAGCACGAGAAGCUACGGGACGACCUAGAGGGAGCCGGGGUGCGAGUGGACCGGGUGGAGCGAGAGAUGGAUUACUUCGAAACCAAAAACCCACCCAAACCUUGUGUUAAACCAGAGGAUAAAAUGGUGGAACAAGAGCCUGUGGUGAAGAAGAAGAAAAAGGAUGAGUUUUUUGAGGUUUCAGUUUGCGUCGACAUUGUGUCAAGUAUCCGAGCCAUGAAGAUCCUGAAAAGGCUGGGCAGCACCAAAGGGCUUUGGACUAAGGAUGCCAUGACAGCAAAGGUCUACAUCUUUAAUGGAACUUCUGAGGACACUCUGUAUGAGUUUAACUCAGUAAAAGAGCUGGCUGCAUCAUCUGGCAUGUCCAAAGGCAAGCAGAUAACCCUCCCUUCUGCAUGGAAUGGCACUGGCCAUGUUGUCUAUAAUGGCUUUCUUUACUAUGUGACUGAGAAAUCAGAGUUGCAAGUGAUCAAGUUUCAUCUGGAGAAUAGCUCGCUGGCAGACAGUGCUGUUCUUCCUAUAGAGGAUCGGGAGUCCGUGUACAACUUAAAUCCUGAGACCAUAGUGGACCUGAUUGCAGAUGAGGAAGGGCUUUGGGCAUUGUAUGCUGUUGGAGACACCAUUAAUCUGGCCAAGAUGGACUCUGACACUCUGGAUAUCGAGCAAAUGUGGGACACGGCAUGCUCCAGAAACAAUGCUGAAGCAGCAUUUUUUGUUUGUGGCACCCUCUACGUGGUCUACAACACUAGACACGCUAGCCGCUCCAGAGUACAAUGUGUAUUUGAUGUUAAUGACAUGGUAACACCCGGAGAAACCCCACUUCUCUACUUCCCUAGGCGCUUCGGAGCUCACGCCAGCCUGAAGUACAAUCCUGUAGAGAAGCAGAUAUAUGCUUGGGAUGAUGGUUACCAGAUUCUCUACAGGAUGUCCUUGAAGAAGAAGCUGUGGGCCAUAGUGCCAACUCCAGAGGAAUAACUGGCAAUGCAAAGAGACUGCAAGAAAAACUUGACCAGAAAGAUUGCAAAUACUGUAUUAACACACCAUCAGAAAUAUAGAACUUUUGAAUAACUCACAUUUCAUAAAGUUAAAUAUAAUAUUGUUAUGAGGCAAAAAUGUCAUUGUUCAAUGGUCAAUAUAGUGUUACAUUUGAGUGCUAGUUAUUUGUAGCAUUUCUCAUAUGUUAAAUCAUAUGAAAUCAAGCAAAAUCAUUAGUUGAGAAUAGAAAUUUCUAGAAAGUAUUCAUGAGAUCA
Neoarius graeffei (lesser salmon catfish) is the source of this 1667-nucleotide messenger RNA. It is a transcript of the gene olfml3a, whose product is annotated as olfactomedin-like 3a. The transcript has 3 exons. Bases 199 to 1392 code for a protein of 397 amino acids. The record is from RefSeq and is a predicted model, not a curated record. Gene Ontology annotation, biological process: signal transduction. NCBI's taxonomy places the organism in Eukaryota, Metazoa, Chordata, Actinopteri, Siluriformes, Ariidae.